GCUAAAACCCAUUGGCUUGCCGUCCAGCAUAGUGUUUUCACAUACCAAUAUACUACCUUAAACCCAGAAGCUUGAACUCAUAGCAACCAUGAAAGCCCCCAAAUCCAAGAAAUUGAGGUUACAAAAGAGACUUUCAGAGGUUGAUGAAAUCAAUUUGCUGGACUCCUGGAUCAAUUUCGGCAAACCCGACCCGGGUUCCAACCCGCUCUCCGUUCCAUCGCUGCCAAACAGUGCGCCGAUUGGGAAAAUUGAUGAGAAUACAUAUUCACAGUACGCAGGUUCCAAGAAAUUUAAUCAGCUGCCUUUGUCUCAGAAAACAAAAGAUGGGUUGAGGGAUUCUAAGUAUACGAAAAUGACUGAUAUUCAGAGGGCUUCUUUGCCGCAUUCGCUUGCUGGGAGGGAUAUUCUUGGUGCUGCGAAAACUGGCUCCGGAAAGACUCUUGCUUUUAUCAUUCCUGUUCUUGAAAAGUUAUAUAAGCAGAGAUGGGGUCCACAGGAUGGGGUUGGCAGCAUUAUAAUAUCUCCGACAAGGGAAUUAGCAAGUCAGCUUUUUGAAGUUCUGAAAUCUGUUGGAAAGCACCAUGGUUUUAGUGCUGGUCUCCUUAUUGGUGGGCGUAAAGAUGUUGAUAUGGAGAAGGAGCACGUUAAUGAUCUCAACAUCUUGGUUUGUACUCCAGGGCGGCUUCUUCAGCACAUGGACGAGACUCCAAAUUUUGAGUGUUCCCAGUUGCAGGUACUAGUCCUAGAUGAGGCAGAUCGUAUACUUGAUGUGGGAUUUAAGAAAGUAAUAAAUGCAAUAGUUUCUCAGCUACCAAAACAUAGACAAACAUUUCUUUUCUCUGCAACCCAAACAAAGUCUGUUCAGGAUCUCGCAAGACUUAGUUUGAAGGACCCUGAAUACAUUAGCGUCCAUGAAGAAUCUGUAACUGCAACUCCUAGUCGCUUGCAUCAGACCGCAAUGAUUGUGCCACUUGAUCAAAAGUUAGACAUGUUGUGGAGCUUCGUAAAGGCACAUCUUAACUCGAGAAUACUCGUUUUUCUGUCAAGCUGCAAGCAGGUGAAAUUUGUAUUUGAAGCAUUUAAGAAACUCAGACCAGGAAUUCCUUUAAAGUGCCUGCAUGGAAGAAUGAAGCAAGAGAAACGAAUGGGUAUUUAUUCUCAAUUCUGUGAGAAACGUUCCAUUCUUUUUUCAACAGAUGUAGCCUCUAGAGGCCUCGACUUCAACAAGGCUGUUGAUUGGGUUGUCCAGGUGGAUUGUCCAGACGAUGUUGCAUCUUACAUUCAUAGGGUGGGUCGCACGGCCCGCUAUCAGUCUGCUGGAAGAUCUGUGUUAUUCCUGAUGCCAACAGAAAUGAAAAUGCUGGAAAAGUUGCAAGAGAAGAAAAUUCCUGUACAGUUUAUCAAGGCAAACACUAAAAGGCUGCAACCAGUUUCUGGGUUAUUGGCAGCUUUAUUAGUCAAAUACAAAGAUCUACAAUCCCUUGCUCAAAGGGCAUUCAUCACAUAUCUUAGAUCUAUUUAUAAACAGCGGGACAAGGAAGUUUUUGAUGUGAUGAAACUGCCAAUUGAUGAAUUUUCAGCAUCAUUGGGUCUGCCGAUGACACCUAAAAUCCGGUUUCUGAACCAGAAAUCUAUGGGGCUGAAGGAACAAAAAGAACCUAGUCUUCCACCUGAAGUUCCUAUUAGAGAAAACUUGUUAGAGCUUUCAACCAAAAGUUCGGAUAGAUCUGUUGAUGAUGAAGAGGAAGAUAGUUUUCUUGUGAAAAAACAGAGCCCGGAUGUAGAACAUGGAAAAGAAUCUUCCUCUGGGAAUAUUCUGCCAGUAACUAGGAUUGGGAAGAAAAAGAAGCUAAAAAUUAAUAUCCACCGACCAGCUGGAACCAGAGUUGUCUUUGAUGAGGAAGGCAGCACUUUGCCCCCCCUUGCUACAAUAGCUGACAUGAGUGGUGGUGGAUCUCCUGUAAUGGACAAAGAGAAAGUAAAUAAAAGAUACGCAGAGCUGAGGGAAGAAAUGAAGGUGCAAGACAAAGAAGACAAGUUUCUGGACCGCCAACGUCGUAAAGAGAAAAGAAUAAAGGCGAAAAAUAAGUUAAAGAGGGGAGCAGAAGAAGAUGAGGAUGAUGUAGAAGGUGAUGAUCUUUCUGAGUCAGAUAGAGCAGCUGGACAGAAAGCCAGCAAAAGGUCAAAGAUAUAUUUUGAUAGCGACAAUGAAGAUAGUGAGAGCAAAGGAGGAAGGAAUAAUAUCGGUUUUCCUGCAGAUUCCAUAUCUUUAGCACAGCAGGAAGAACUCGCUCUUAAGUUGUUGAGUUCCAUGAAUGGUUAGCGUCCUUUAGAGAAGAAAAUUAGUUGAGUUUAUUUAAAAUUUCUUUUCCUUGUCCAAAAUUUUGACCAAAUACAACUGAUAGAGCGAAGUGAAAUUGCCCUGUUUACUGUCCAAAAUAUAUGACUGUGUGUAGACUGUAAUGAAAAAGUGUUGCCCAAUAUAUAUUUUCUCAUUUUGUAGUA
Daucus carota subsp. sativus is the source of this 2505-nucleotide messenger RNA. RefSeq names its product DEAD-box ATP-dependent RNA helicase 32. NCBI's taxonomy places the organism in Eukaryota, Viridiplantae, Streptophyta, Magnoliopsida, Apiales, Apiaceae. The record is from RefSeq and is a predicted model, not a curated record. Gene Ontology annotation, molecular function: nucleic acid binding; RNA helicase activity; ATP binding. Bases 89 to 2323 code for a protein of 744 amino acids. Gene Ontology annotation, biological process: rRNA processing. Gene Ontology annotation, cellular component: nucleus. The transcript is spliced from 8 exons.